CCCACCCUCAAUCAAUACACCCCCACCACAAAUCAAUCAAUCAACCAUCCAUCAUUUUUCGCAUCACCACAACCUAGCAUAGGGACGUCUUCAAUACUGACGUCUCAUACCAUAUUCAACUUAAUCGUACGAUCAUCCAACUAUCCAAUCAAAUCAACCGUUGAAAUAUUUUACUAGAAGACUUCGUCACAAUGCCAGCCGCCGCCGGCCUUGCCGAUGAAGGCAUUAAAGCUGUCGCCGAUCGCAGAUACAAGGAGGGAAUCGACAAAUUGACUGAUGCCCUUAAAGACCAUCCGGCACCUCUUUGGCUUCUUGAGCGCUCUAAAGCCUAUGUGCGAACGAAUGAGAUCGACCUUGCCCUACGCGAUGCCGAGCAGGCUCUGGAGGUAUCCUUUCAGCGCGCAAACCGAGAUUACAUGAUCGAGGCUCAGAUUCGACGUGCCGUCACCCUCUUUCGACUAGGCCGUUAUGCUGACGCCGACAUUUGUGCCUUUUGGGCCACGAGACUCGUCGACGGGGCAAAGGUUAGCGAGGAUGAUGGACAACAGAAGAAAGUUAACGAGAUUGGAGACUACAUGGUGACCGCUGCUGAGGUUAAGAAUGCGGAUACACCUGCUGCAGGAGAAGGUCUUUCUACCGCUUUGCGUGGUUCUGGUUCGAGAACUAAGGAAUCGGCUCUACGAAACCAAGCGCUCUCAUGGCGUAUCCAGUCCCUAACCCAGAUGGAGAAGUUACCUGCUGGACAUCCUGGUCGUAAAGUGAACCCGAUGGAGAAGUUUCCCAAGCUCUCCGAGUCAGACCAGGAUAGCGUCGACAGUGACACCGAAGAGAGCGAUGAGAGUGCGGAGGGUGGUUCUAACGAUGACUGGGAGCUUCUCUACAAUGAAUUCGUCGCCGGUCACACGAGCAACCUCAUCAGAACCAACUUCUACCAGACAAACACCACUGUCAACGCGGACUUCUUCGUCAAGAAUGUGCCCGCGGAUCGCUUCUCCGUGAGACCGGAGAAGCAGAAUGUUAUUAUGGGACCGUUCCCAAACACCCAUCCUGAAUAUGUCCACCUGAACCUCUGGGGUAGGAUUAAGCCUGGCGAAAUCAAACACAAUGUCAAGUCGAUGAAGGUUGAAUUAGUCCUUCAGAAGGAAACGGCAGGAAAAUGGCCGAUGCUGCAGCGGGAGGAUGCCGAAGGAUUCAACAACCUCUCAGGAACCACCAAGUCCCACCCCUCCUUCGAAGAAUUCACUUCCUUCAUUCGACGUUUAGGGUAUAAGAACCCCAAGCGGCUGGGCAUUGAUGAUUGCCAUGUAAACCGCAAUGCCUGGUAUACCUUUCUCUUAGAGAAGCUCCAGGAUGGUCUGGAUGAUCACAUGGUAUCAGCCGUGGAAGGCUCAGAGGUCCCGAGUGCACCAACCGAAGCUACGACUACUGCUCAACCUAAGGGUGGUCUAACGCAAGCUGGAAGCCCCGCGACUCAGCCUACUCCAACUGUCAGCAAGGAAGGUUCGGCAAAGGCCACCAGCGCCCAAGCCUACCCCACAUCCUCUAAGAAAGUGGUGAAUUGGGACAAGCUUGAGGAUGUCGACGAUGACGGCGAAGAUGAGGACAGCGACGUCAACUCGUUCUUCCAGGAUCUGUAUAGGAAUGCAAACCCUGAUUCGAAGCGAGCAAUGAUGAAGAGUUUCGUCGAGAGCAACGGUACGUCUCUGAGCACCAACUGGGCCGAAGCCCAGAGCAAGACGUACAAGGCCCAGCCUCCCGACGGUGCCGAAGUCAAAAAGUGGGAUUAAACGGCACCGCGCAUGUGGGUUAGUUGAUCUAACUUGGUUUGCCUCGCUGUUUUUAUCGCUUUUUCUUGCUUUUUCUUCGCCAAAGAGUACCACACCGGAUGGAUAGGCGGCAUGAUACCAAUUGAUACUAGGCACCGAUGCUUAAUACAACUAUUAUGACUUACUAGGUAGUAUCUCCGUUUGUGAUCGAAGAUGAUGUAUCUGGCUUUACGACAAACGCACGAUUGUUCACCGCGU
Annulohypoxylon truncatum is the source of this 2024-nucleotide messenger RNA. RefSeq names its product SGS-domain-containing protein. The coding region runs from base 192 to 1787 and encodes 531 amino acids. Gene Ontology annotation, biological process: protein stabilization. The transcript is spliced from 2 exons. Gene Ontology annotation, molecular function: protein-folding chaperone binding. NCBI's taxonomy places the organism in Eukaryota, Fungi, Ascomycota, Sordariomycetes, Xylariales, Hypoxylaceae. The record is from RefSeq and is a predicted model, not a curated record.